This is a messenger RNA of Cryptomeria japonica (Japanese cedar), 522 nucleotides long. RefSeq lists its product as uncharacterized. The transcript has a single exon. The record is from RefSeq and is a predicted model, not a curated record. The coding region runs from base 1 to 522 and encodes 173 amino acids. NCBI's taxonomy places the organism in Eukaryota, Viridiplantae, Streptophyta, Pinopsida, Cupressales, Cupressaceae.
AUGUGGAAGACCACCACCAGUCUUGCACCUUGUGAGCUCGUCUAUGUUAAGAGGGCAGUCCUUCCUAUUGAAUUUGAGAUCAAGACUCUUUAUACCAUACUACAAUUGGGAAUGAGCCUCUCUGAUGCUUGGAAAGAAUGCAUUGGUCAACUCCACUCUUUGGACGCACUAUGCCAAGAAGCACCAUUUCACACUGAAGUUGUUCAAAAACAAUGUGCUCUAUGGCAUGAUCAUCACAUUCAAAAUAGGUCAUUCCAACCUAGUGACUGGGCACUCUUGUAUGACUCUCGCUUCCAAGACUUCAAGGGGAAGUUUCAAAUACGUUGGUUGGGACCUUAUGAGAUCAAGAAGGUCUAUGAUAAUGGCGUUGUCUAUCUCUGUACAGUGGACUCCGAAAGGAGGGCUCUCCUCGUCAAUGGUCACUGCCUCAAAUUGUACAAAAAAAAUCCUUCAAAAGAAGAUUUCUUUUUGGAUGCAGCCAAUGAACUCAUGAUGAUCCCUUUUGGCCUCCUUCAACAUUGA